AUGCACAUCGCAAAAAGGAACGCCCAGACUGUUAUACAAUAUACCACUGCUUAUCCGUUUAGACUCCCAGAGAGUUCCAUCGUAUGCGUGUACUGCUGCGAAAGUUUUGUCGACGGUCCACUCUUCAGGAAUCACAUGGAUUCCGACCAUAAGAAUGUCAAUGUCAAGGUGGCGUACGCUCACUUGCACGAAGGCUUUAUAAAAGCAGACUGCACUAGUAUUCGCUGCAGAAUUUGCUCCCAAACCUUCGAUAUCGUAAACGAGGCGGCUAGGCACUUAAACGAAAUUCACAACCAGAGAAUAGACUUAGAAUUUAGUGUUGGAAUACAACCCUUUUGGAUGGAAAAAGAUAAGUUGUCUUGCGCAAUUUGUAGAACGAAUUGUUCUAAUAUUCGAAGUCUUAGUAGGCACAUACAGGAACAUUUCUUUCAGUGCACGUGCGAGCUAUGUGGUAAAUCUUUCGCGACUUCUGCAUCUCUUCAAAAGCAUUUAGAAUUUGCUUGUCCCUUAGUACCAAAACAAAAAAGAUGUAGAAAGUGUAAGAUUCCAUUAUACUCGUCCGAUGACCAGAAGAAACACUUCGAAAUGUCAGUAAACUGUCGUCAACACCUUUGUUCAGUGUGCGGCGAACGAUUUAGCAAUUGGAAAUUAAAGAUAAGUCACAUGGAAAACACUCAUGGUGUGCCUAAAAAGGUAUAUCCUUGUCCUGAAUGCGGGUUGGUUUUUAAAAAACCUAAUAAGUUCAGAGCACAUUUUAAGAUCGUACAUACGCAUGAGCACUUCGACUGUCCAAGUUGCGAGCGUAAAUUUGACUCUAAGUACUAUUUAGACAGGCAUAUGGUUGUCCAUUCGAAUGAGAGAUUAUUCUUCUGCGAUGUGUGCUCUAAGUCAUUUCCACGAAAGUACACACUGAGACAGCAUAUGUGGAUACACAGUGAGGUGAAACUGUAUGAAUGCAAGAUGUGUGAUAAGCAGUUUAAUCAAAAAGUCAGUUGGAAGACUCAUAUGAAGUCGUAUCAUUCAGAUCUGUGCGAUUUUUAG
This is a messenger RNA of Arctia plantaginis, 1041 nucleotides long. NCBI's taxonomy places the organism in Eukaryota, Metazoa, Arthropoda, Insecta, Lepidoptera, Erebidae. The record is from the annotation of a GenBank genome assembly.